CUAGUCGUGUCCAUUUUUGCUGGCCGCGCUGCUUCUCCGAGUCUCCCUCUCCCCGUCUCUCCUGUUCCUGAGCUCACGCAGUCACGCGUGCGGCCUUGUUCACCGCACCAAAACCCUGUCCCUCUGCUGAUUUCCGUUUCCGCACUCGCAGAAGAGUCGCGGUCACAGACUCACAGUCGGAGAGCCGGUCUCCUCGCCCCCUCCGCCUCCCCGAGCCGACCCCUUCCCCCAAACCCUCGGCCUCGGCGGGCGGGCACCCAUGGACGCGGCGUCGAUGCUGGAGGUGUACCGCCGCGACCGGCGCAGGCUGCUCGGCUUCCUCCUCUCCGCCGGCGGCUUGGGCGGCCGCGCGCUCGACCUCUCCCGCGUCGACCUCGACGCCGUCAGCGCCGACUACGCGCUCGAGUGCGUCGCCGCCGGCGCGCAGUUUGAUGCUUCGGAGGCCACGAGGAGGUACUUCGACGAGAGGAGGUACCCGAUCAUGAUUGGUUCGCCAUCAGGGAACUCUUAUUUUCUUCUUUCGGGACCACAACUAUCUGAUUCCCCUCCAAAGGAAGCAGCACCUAGCAUUGGGCCCCAAGCACCACCUCCACGGGAGAACUCAACUUCAGCAGGACAAUCAAGAGAUUUUUUCAGAGAUGCUAUUAAUACCUCAGGAACAGGCUAUGUCACGAAAGAUGAUAAUUUGGCAGAUAUUCCUCCUCAGCAAGUAAAGAAAGUGGAUAUUCUUUCCCUAGGUUUGCCUAGGUUAAGCACAGAACUGUCUGAUGAUGAUAUAAGAGAAACAGCUUAUGAAGUGCUUCUCGCUUCUCUAUUUGUCAGUGGAAAAGUACACUUCUCUGAAGAGAAAAGGGAAAAGAAGCGCAAAUUCUUAAAGGGUCUAAGAACAAAGACAGAAGGAUCAAAUUCAUCACCUCAGGUGGAAGAUGGCUAUGCCCACAUUCUUGAUUUGAUCCGAGUACAAAUGGAGAUUUCAGAAUCUAUGGACGCAUUGACUAAACGAGCUUUAAGACAUAUUAAUUUGAAGAUGGUGAAAGGACAGCUUGAUGUGCCUUGUAUAUCAUUACAGCUCUUAAGUUCUGUUGGCAAACUUGAUUUUCCAACCGAAAGACUGCGUGUGCAAUGGCAAAAAAGACAGGCAAAUGUUCUUGAAGAAUUACUUCUAUUCUCAACAUCCCUUGAGUAUGAUAUGAGUGAAACAUUGCGGAUAGUUCUCUCUAAGCUAAAAGAUACGGAGGAUUGGGUUGUGAGUGUUCCUGAGGGCCGCGUUGAGGUCUUGACUAUCAUUGGAAGAUACAACGCAAAACUUUCUGCUCUGACCAAGAAGUUUGACCUGAAAGAUGAGACCUACCAUUGGACUCAUAACUAUCAUCUUAAUUUUAGGCUAUAUGAGAAAUUACUUUGCAGUGUGUUUGAUAUUCUUGAAGAUGGACAACUCGUAGAGGAGGCUGAUGAAAUACUGGAAACAGCAAAGCUGACCUGGCCUAUACUGGGCAUUACUGAGAAGUUGCACGGCAUCUUCUAUGCUUGGGUGCUUUUCCAGAAGUUUGCUCAAACUGGGGAGAUUCUUCUACUGAAACAUGCAAGCCUUCAGAUACAGAAAUUUUUAUUGCAUCACGAUAUUGAAGAAGCAGAGUUGUAUACAAACAGCUUUGUUUGUUCUGAGGAUGCCUGUGGUGGUGACAGGGCUCUAAGUUUGGUUGACAGUGCUCUUCUUAAAAUAAAUGUCUGGUGCCGCAGACAGCUAGAGAAUUAUCACGCACACUUUAGUAAGAAAAACUACUCGAUCUUUGAGGAUACACUGAACUUGGCAUUACUUUUGGUGAAAACCCACAUUGAGGAUGGCUGUGAAGAAGACAUCAUGCUCAUUGAGAGCCCAGAAGGGAGUACACCAGAAUCAAAGUUGGUCCAUUUACUCGUUGUCAGAUCCAUUCAUGCUGCAUAUAAGCAAGCCCUAAUUUCAUCAGAUGGCCGAUCAGAAAUGGAAUUUAAACAUCCAUUGACAAUUCUCGCAAAUGAGCUAAAGUUGGUGGCAGAGAAAGAGUGCACUGUGUUCAGUCCAAUACUUACCAAGUGCUAUCCUGAAGCUCAAGGAGUAGCUCUAAUUUUCUUGCACAUGCUGUAUGGAAAACAAUUGGAGCUGUUCUUGGAAAGGACGGAUCAUUUGGAAAACUCAAAAGAGAUACUGGCAGCAUCGAAUAAUUUUGAGCUCUGUAUAGCUCAGAAGCUUUACUCAGUGUAUGGGGAAGCAGGGUCUUCAUUCUCCAACUAUUUAAAGCCAUACAUGAUAGGUCGCUUGUCAUCACCUCUUAUUCUCCAAUGGCUGCAUGCUCAACAUGAGAAUGUCUUGGAGUGGACAAAACGUACUAUUGGGAUAGAGGACUGGAUGCCUUUAUCAGCUCACGAGAAACAAGCGACAUCAGUGGUCGAAGUAUUCCGGAUUGUGGAGGAGACUGUUGAUCAGUUCUUUAGUGCGAGUCUACCUCUGGAUAUUGUCCACUUGCGAAGUCUACUUAUAGGAAUCACUAGCAGUCUGCAAGUGUAUUUGCUUCACAUGGAAAAUCAACAAGUUUCUGGAUCUACCCUACUUCCUAGUGCUCCAGUCUUGACACGUUAUUCAGAAUCAAUGAACCCAUUUGCAAAAAGAAAACUUAUUGAACCUACAGUUCCUGAAGAAAAGGUGACUACUAAAUUGAACAAUUUGACGGUGCCUAAAUUAUGUGUGAAGCUCAACACCCUUCAAUUUAUCAGGGACCAGCUUGAUGUUAUAGAAGAAGGCAUCAAACAAUCCUGGACCUCUGUCUUGUCAGCUGUCAAAUUGUUGGACUACUUGGCUUGUAUUGCUAGUGGAAGAGCUAUUUCAGAAAACUUGUCAUCAUCUGAUGAAUCGGUUGAUGAGUUGUUUACAUUAUUUGAUGAUGUGCGAAUGGCUGCUGUGAACACAACUGACACGAUCUUGGACUUCAUUGGAACAAGGUCUGUUUUCUGGGAUAUGCGGGACUCGCUUCUUUUCUCUUUGUACCGAGAUAGCGUUGAAGGAGCAUGCAUGCAGAUAUUUAUCCCUAAAAUUGAUCAAGUUCUUGGUCAAGUAUGUGAUUUGAUUGUUGAUGUGUUAAGAGACCAAGUUGUGCUCAGAAUAUUUCAAGCGUGCAUGGAAGGAUUCAUUUGGGUUGUACUGGAUGGAGGCCCAUCCCGUGCAUUUUUGGAGGCAGAUGUGGACUUGAUGCAACAAGAUCUUGCUAUGCUCAAGGAUCUCUUUAUAGCAGAAGGCCAAGGUUUACCACUAGAUGUAGUUGAAAGGGAGGCUAAACAAGCUCAGCAGAUAUUGGACCUAUAUAUGCUAAAGGCUGAUACAGUUAUUGAAAUGCUGAUAAAUGCAAGUGGCCAAAUGUCUCAACAUCUUGAAGUUACAAGUGCUCGAAGAAGACAUGCACAUGAUGCCCACACCCUUCUUCGAGUUUUGUGUCAUAAGAAGGAUAAAAUUGCCUCUACAUUCUUGAGAAUUCAAUACCAUCUUCCAAGGUCUUCAGAUUAUGAUGAUGUUCCUGUGAAGGAUGUGUCCUCAAAAGUACCUAUCUUUUCAGACAUGCUGAAAAGAGGUACCUCAUUCAAUUGGUCAGAGACAGGGCAGCAAAGCUUUAUGGUUCUGAAGAAGAAACUGCAAGAAGCUACUUGGCAGUAAGAUAUGUCUUGCUGAGAAAAAAUCUGCUUGGUUUGCAGAUUGUCCCUUCUAUACACGACAGCAGUGAGCUUUACGAUCAAAGGAACUCUGCACUUUCGAGAUAAGGCAUUGUUUUAAAAGAUAUGGGCUGCACCUCUGUUAUGCUAACUGCAACUGCAAAACAUUGAAGGCUGCAUAUUGAGUAUGGUUUUCAGAAGGGCCAACACGGUGCUCAUUCUAAUUGUUACAAAAGUAACUUCACAAACAACCCCGGCCCUCAUAGAAUUCAUGGAACUGUACCUGCAGAGUUGCGUAUGAAGGCAUCUGCUACAAAGCAACAUCCGUACGCAUGAUUGCUGUUGCACAGCCCUUACCUCACAUGACGACAAUGUGACAUUGACAGAAGAUGGGUAAUUAGCAAGAAGGUUCAAUUGGCAACUUCAAGGGUUUACUGCAAUGGAGUUGUACCAGAGACUGUCAUUGUACCCUUCAAGAGCUAAAAGUUUGCCCCUGGCAAAAAUUAACGAAGCAUCGCGGAGGGGUAUUUCUUCCGAGAGGAGCCUGCAGGUGCCGAGCGUGAUCGGCAUUAUUUAUUCAGAAAUGGUUAGGUUGGCAAUGUUGCUCCUGCCGGAAGCAGGAUACAAAUUGUAGUGCACUGAAACUGUUUUAUACCUGAAGGCGUCGCAUUUGGAUUUCAUCGUGGCUUCUAGGUCUCCUGGGCGGAUGCUCUCGCUUCUCGGCACCAGGUUGACGCGUGGAAGAUGGGUUUUGCAACGUGAAGUCGGAGCUGCUGCAUCGGGGGCGUGGCUUGGCAACUAUGACACGUGGCGUCCCUCCCCCCUCCGCCGUAGUCUGGGACUCUGCUGGGUCUACAUCUACCGGGGGCGAGGUGUGGGUUUGCUGGGGUCUCCAUCUGACGGGGGUGAGGUGUGGGUUCAUGACUGGAAGUCGGAGCUGCUCUUCAUUCGAGCUCGGCAGAUAACCGGCUAUGGCCGCUGCUCUUCAUUCGAGCUCGGCAGAUAACCGGCUAUGGCCGCUUGGUUCGGAUCCAUCACGCCUGCCAUGGGAAGUUGGAGCUGCUGGCGGCUUUGCUUCCACGCUUAGCAACGAUGACCUAUGGCAGUGUCGUGUCUUUGCUUAACCACAUCGCGUGGGUUGAUUUGCCCCUCGAAAGUCUUUUGACUUCUGUUUGGGCUAGCUUUCUUUGGCUAACCUUUCUUGUAAAUGAUUUCUUUUGUCUUUUUUUCAUCUUAAUUGAGCGGCGGAGUUCCUACCUUUGUUUUAAAAAAACAGUUAUAUAUUCUCCGUCUUGUCCCCUCUGUUUAUAGUUUCUAGAUGCAUAGAUUUUUUAUUUACCUAGAUAUAAAUAUACCUAAAUUUUUUAUGUACCUAGAAUUCUCAAUGACCUAUAAAAUAUAUUUGUUGCCUUUAGCCUCGGUGGUUCAA
This is a messenger RNA of Panicum hallii, 5107 nucleotides long. RefSeq names its product protein unc-13 homolog. The transcript has 29 exons. The record is from RefSeq and is a predicted model, not a curated record. Lineage: Eukaryota; Viridiplantae; Streptophyta; Magnoliopsida; Poales; Poaceae. Bases 260 to 3682 code for a protein of 1140 amino acids.